GGCUGUUGUUUACAACAGGUUUAGUGCACUACUCGGACGGUGCGGAACACAACUACACUAAGCUACUUAUUGGACUUUUCAGCAACAAUACGCAGCCAUGGUUGCGAUGAUGAAGAGACCGAAAGUAUUUCAGAUUGUUUUCACGGAGCCAACAAAGUCGUUUUACUGCGGCGGGGACAGAGUGUCCGGUCGCGUGGAAGUGGAGGUGAACGACGUGACGCGUGUGUCCGCAGUCAGGCUGCUGGGUUUGGGCUGCGCAAAAGUGGAAUACGCCAAAGGGAAGCAGCGAUGUCGGCAAGAAGCGGAAUAUCUCCGACAUGAAUCCGUUUUACAGAUAAACGACCAGCCGACAGACUCGGAUGGCUCAGUUGUCUUGAGGCCGGGCAACAAAUAUGAAUACUCUUUCGGGUUCGACCUCCCGCAGCAAGGGGCGCUGGUGUCCUCCUAUAAGGGCAAGUUUGGGUAUGUGCAGUACUACGUGAAGGCCGUCAUGGAGAGACCACAGCAGUCCACAGUGGAAUGUAAGAAGCACUUUGAGGUGGAGGAACCUCUGGAUGUCAACACACCUGAAUUGCUGUCGCCCACAGGCGGUCUGAAGGAGAAGAAAGUCACGUGCAUGUUCAUCCCGGACGGCCAGGUGUCCCUGAACGCCAAAAUCGACCGGCAGGGCUUCUGCGAGGGCGAAGACAUCUGCAUCAACGCCAAGUUCGAGAACACGUGCUCGCGCAUCGUGGUGCCCAAGGCGGCCAUCAUCGCCAAGCACACCUACCAGGCCAACGGGCGCACCAAGGUCUUCCGCCAGAAGCUGUCGUCGGUGCGAGGGAAUCACAUCAUCUCUGGAAUGUGCGACGCCUGGCAGGGGAAAACCAUUCGCGUGCCGAAGAUCAAACCCUCCAUGCUGAGUUGCAACAUCAUCCGAGUGGAGUACGCCUUGAUGAUCUACGUCCACAUCCCCGGCAGCGAGAAGCUGAUCCUGGAGCUCCCCCUUGUCAUCGGGACGGCGGGCCUGGGUAGCCGCAGCAGCAGCGUGAGCAGCCAGGAGGGCUCCCAAAGCUGGGUGUCCCUCCGCAUGCCCUCCGAGCCGCCCAGCUACUGCGACAUCACCAGCGACUGCCGGCUGGACACGCCGCACGCGCGCCUCCUCGACGACUUCGACGGCGACGACAGCCCCAUCUUCAUGAACACGCCGGCGUUCUGCUUCCCGCCGCCCCCCGCGUAUACGGAGUCGGAGGAGGACUUCAACGCCAACGCUCACAUGCUGUCGGUGUGCUGAGAGAGAGAGAGACGUUUGACCUGAAGAGAAACACCUCCGACGCGUCGGUAGAGACGAGGUGGUCACCCGCGUGAGCUUGUUCUCUCUGCACCUACUACCCGCUGCCCCCCCGAGUCUUCCGGGCGGAGUGCGCGGUGGGGGUUGGGGGGGGGGUGACUCCGGGCUCCGUUUGCUGUCACUUUAUCGCUUGAUCGCAGCCUGCUGUCGGAUUCUGGACAAGACAUGCGCUUUCCUCGUCAUUCCAGGGACACUUUUUUUUUUUUUUUCUUUGAACUCAACGCCAAGCAUUUGUGAUGACAUCAUCAUCACGUGACGAACAUUUAACUUGUGUUGUUUGCACAAAUGGGCUUUGUUCUUUUAAUGCAGGGGUGUCCGAUACAAGUAGCUUUGGAUGACAACCGCCCCCCCCCGUUCUUUAAAAGCGUGUAGCACUUGUCGGAUGCAUUUUGUUGUACUACUGCCUCCCGGCGCUUUGGAUCUGAUGUGGAAUUUCCUGUACGUUGACGUUUGUGGUGGUGUCGCAAAAAAAAAAAUCCACAAGCACUUUUAUUUAUGUACCCCAACAGUUGCCAAGCAUGAGCUCUUAGAAUAAAAUAUUCAAAUCACUACUACUUGGCGACCGAUGUCACACACACA
This is a messenger RNA of Doryrhamphus excisus (bluestripe pipefish), 1909 nucleotides long. It is a transcript of the gene txnipa, whose product is annotated as thioredoxin interacting protein a. The record is from RefSeq and is a predicted model, not a curated record. Gene Ontology annotation, molecular function: ubiquitin protein ligase binding. Gene Ontology annotation, cellular component: cytoplasm. Gene Ontology annotation, biological process: protein transport. Lineage: Eukaryota; Metazoa; Chordata; Actinopteri; Syngnathiformes; Syngnathidae.